AUGGAAACAGAUGAGCCUCCUUCUGCUCCUCCUAAUGCUGCUGAAACUGAUGUUAAUAUGCAAGAUACUAAAACGGAUGGUGCUGGAGACAAUAAUGGCGUGCCUGAAUCUGGAGAUAAAUCAGCUCAGAUGGACACAGAUGUCAAGGUUGAAGCUCCAAAGAAAAAGGUUAAGAAAACCAAUGUACCUGUCUCGGAGAUUAUAUAUGGUGGGUUGUCAGCUGCCGAUGUGCAAAAAGCUGUAGAGAAGGAGUUUGAAAUGGCUUUGCAGGAUCGGAUUAUGGAGGAGACCAAGGACAAGAAGAAUGCGGUUGAGGCUUAUGUUUAUGACAUGCGGAACAAGCUUCAUGACAAGUAUCAUGAGUUUGUAACCGAAUUGGAUAGAGAGCAAGUUAUUGCCAGACUGCAGGAGGUGGAAGAUUGGUUGUACGAGGAUGGUGAAGAUGAAACAAAAGGGGUCUAUAUUGCUAAGCUGGAUGAGCUCAAAAAGCUAGGUGACCCUAUAGAAGAGAGGUACAAGGAGCAUACUGAAAGAGGAGCAGUCAUUGACCAACUCACCUAUUGCAUCAACAGUUACAGAGAAGCUGCUGCGUCGAGUGAUCCCAAGUUCGAUCACAUUGAUCUUGCAGAGAAGCAGAAGGUCCUGAACGAAUGUGUGGAAGCUGAAGCUUGGCUGAGGGAGAAAAAGCAGCACCAGGAUACCCUCCCCAAGUAUGCCACACCGGUUCUUUUGUCUGCCGACAUUAGGAAAAGAGCCGAAGCUCUCGACAGGUUUUGCAGGCCAAUCAUGACGAAACCAAAGCCCACGAAGCCAGCCACUCCCGAGCCACCAGCCCAAAGUGGAGAGGCUCAUUCGCAAGGGACAGAAAAUGCCAGCCCGGCCCGGAGUGCCAGCCCAGAAGACAAUGCUGCAGGAUCUGAAAACCAAGCACCACCAGCUGAGGCAGAGCCCAUGGAGACAGACAAACCGCAGACAACACAGACUUAG
This is a messenger RNA of Striga hermonthica, 987 nucleotides long. NCBI's taxonomy places the organism in Eukaryota, Viridiplantae, Streptophyta, Magnoliopsida, Lamiales, Orobanchaceae. The record is from the annotation of a GenBank genome assembly.